UUGGUUAAAGUAGAUUUGGAAGUACUAGAGUCACCACACCGUCUUCACAGUACAAACAACUAAACAAAGUCUGCCUCCUCAUCCAUCUCUUGCAUUUUCCUCUCUUGCAUGUUAUUACCACCUUCCCUCAAUGCUUCUCAUCUAUAUGACCCCAACCAACCAACCACAUUAACUGAUAAACCCCUCUAUGACACUUAUCCCAACCCAAAUUAUGUUGUUCGUAAUCUCGUAUUUCUUUCUUUCCGUCAUGAUGAUUACCACCUUGGUGGCCGCCGCCGAUGACGCGGUGAUGUCCAAUUUCCUUCAAUCGCUGAAGCCAACACCUCCAGGUUGGUCUCAGACAACCCCAUUCUGCCAAUGGGAGGGUAUCCAAUGCGAUUCUUCCAACCGCGUCACCAGCAUAAGCCUCGCUUCAAAGUCCCUCACCGGAACGCUCCCCUCCGAUCUCAAUUCCCUCUCUCAACUCCGCUCCCUCUCUCUCCAAGACAAUGCACUCUCAGGCCCCCUUCCCUCUCUCGCCCAACUCUCCUUCCUCCAAACGGCCUACCUCAACCACAAUAACUUUUCAGCCGUUCCCUUCGCCGCCUUCGCCGCCCUGAACUCUCUCCAAACCCUCAGCCUAGCCUCCAACCCUUCCCUCUCACCCUGGACUUUCCCCACCGAUCUCACCUCCUCCACCAACCUAAUCGACCUCGACCUCGGCACUGUUUCCCUCUCCGGUGCCUUACCCGACAUCUUCGACAAAUUUCCCUCUCUAAAGAAUCUUCGCCUCUCCUACAACAACUUGACUGGUAGUUUACCGUCCUCUCUCGCCAUUUCCCCAAUCGCCUUGCUCUGGCUCAACAACCAGGCCACCGGCUUGUCCGGUACUCUCUCCGUUCUCUCCAACAUGACGCAGUUGAGCCAAGCCUGGCUUCACAAGAACCAGUUCACCGGUUCCAUUCCGGAUUUGUCCCAAUGCAAGGGCCUGUUUGACUUGCAGCUCCGAGAUAACCGGCUAACCGGCGUGGUUCCUAUUUCCUUGAUGACUCUUUCGAGUUUAAAGAAUGUUUCGCUGGAUAACAACGAGCUUCAGGGCCCUGUGCCUGCUUUUGGGAAGGGUGUGAAGGUGACUCUCGAUGGAAUCAAUAGCUUUUGCCUCGAUACUCCCGGUGAUUGUGAUCCCGGGGUGAUGGUUUUGCUUCAGAUUGCUGAAGCGUUUGGGUAUCCCAUUCAGUUGGCGAAUGCGUGGCAGGGGAAUGACCCUUGUAACGGCUGGAACUUUAUUGUGUGUUCCACUGGGAAGAUUGUUACUGUCAAUUUCGCGAAGCAGGGUUUUUGGGGUACCAUCUCGCCUGCAUUUUCGCAAUUAACUGAUUUGUGCAGCUUGUUUCUCAAUGGAAAUAACUUGAUCGGUUCUAUUCCUGAGAGUUUGACCUCUUUGCCUCAGCUUCAGACUCUUGAUGUGUCCGAUAACAACCUCUCUGGAGAGAUUCCUAAGUUCCCGUCCAAGGUGAAGUUAGUGACUACCGGUAAUGCUAGGCUUGGGAAGGCUCUUAGUCCUGGAGGUGGAGCAAGUGGAUCUACUCCUUCAGGGUCUCCACCUAGUGGAAGUGGUCCUGAAUCUGCAAAGGGUAGUGCUUCUUUGUCGCCAGGUUGGAUUGGUGGUAUAGUUGUUAUUGUGUUGUUUUUUACUGCAGUAGUAUUGUUUUUGUCUUGGAAGUGUUAUGCCAAAAGGCAGCGGCGGAAGUUCAGGAGGGUUAAUGGUCACGAAAAUGGCAAAGGAAGCUUUAAAAUUGAGUCUAUCAAUGUUUAUAAUGGUUAUGGCGGUGUUCCCAGUGAGUUGCAAAGCCAGAGCAGUGGUGAUCGCUGUGACGUUCUUGCUGCUUUUGAAGGUCGAAAUGGGUCAAUUUCUAUUCAAGUUCUUCUACAAGUUACCAAUAAUUUCAGUGAGGAGAAUAUUUUAGGUAGGGGAGGGUUUGGAGUAGUUUAUAAGGGGGAGUUGCAUGAUGGAACAAAGAUUGCUGUUAAGAGGAUGGAAUCUGUUGCAAUGGGAAAUAAAGGACUUAAUGAGUUCCAAGCAGAGAUUACAGUUCUUAGUAAAGUUAGGCAUAGACAUUUAGUUGCUCUUCUUGGGUACUGCAUCAAUGGAAAUGAAAGGCUUUUGGUAUAUGAGUAUAUGCCUCAAGGUACAUUAACACAGCACCUGUUUGAGUGGCAGGAACAUGGUUAUGCUCCCUUGACAUGGAAACAAAGAGUAACAAUAGCUUUGGAUGUUGCACGAGGGGUGGAAUACUUGCAUAGCUUAGCUCAACAAAGCUUCAUUCACAGAGACUUAAAACCCUCAAACAUAUUACUUGGUCAUGACAUGAGAGCAAAGGUUGCAGAUUUUGGGUUGGUUAAAAAUGCACCAGAUGGAAAGUAUUCUGUUGAGACUCGGUUGGCUGGAACAUUUGGAUAUCUUGCACCUGAAUAUGCUGCCACUGGAAGAGUGACAACCAAAGUGGAUGUUUAUGCAUUUGGUGUAGUUUUGAUGGAACUUGUUACCGGUAGAAAGGCAUUGGAUGAUACUGUGCCAGAUGAAAGGUCUCACUUGGUUACAUGGUUCCGUAGGGUACUAAUUAACAAGGAAAACAUUCCAAAGGCAAUUGAUCAAAUUCUCAACCCCGACGAGGAAACUACGGAGAGCAUAUAUAAAGUGGCUGAACUGGCUGGCCAUUGCACUGCUCGUGAACCAUAUCAAAGGCCAGAUAUGGGUCAUGCAGUGAAUGUCUUGGUUCCUCUUGUGGAGCAAUGGAAACCUAUUAGUCAUGAAGAAGAGGACAGCGCUAGCGGUCACUUUCAGAUGAGCCUUCCUCAAGCUCUACGAAGGUGGCAAGCCGAUGAAGGCACUUCCUCGAUAUUUAAUGAUGUAUCCAUCUCACAAACCCAAUUAAGCAUCCCCUCUAAACCUGUCGGAUUUGCAGACUCCUUCGAUUCACUGGAUUGCCGGUGACUUUCACAAACCACAAAAUUAUUGGAAGGCAUCUUUAGUCCAUAUGACGGGAAUGGAAGGGUUGGUUGAGGACAAUAAUAUCCAAGAAAACCAAAGGUUGUUAAGUUAUUUUGAUUUGGCAGCAUCACCAAAUUGUUUGUAACUUUAUUUUUAAAUGGUAUUAUUUUGGGCGCUCUUAAAAUCUCCUCAACUAAGCUAAACCUGGAUGUGAAUCUGCAUUCUUUUAUUGAUUCUUUUAAACAAUGGUUGGGUUUUAGAAAUGAUGAAUAACCUAUUUGGUUGGAAAAUUUUAAGGUGGAUUCUUCUGAUGGGACUAGCAAACAAUUUGUUAUUCAAUCUAAGUUAGAGUACUUGAUUUAUGAUUGACAAUCAACACAA
This is a messenger RNA of Vigna radiata var. radiata (mung bean), 3352 nucleotides long. RefSeq names its product receptor-like kinase TMK4. Lineage: Eukaryota; Viridiplantae; Streptophyta; Magnoliopsida; Fabales; Fabaceae. The coding region runs from base 188 to 2974 and encodes 928 amino acids. The record is from RefSeq and is a predicted model, not a curated record. The transcript is spliced from 2 exons. Gene Ontology annotation, molecular function: protein binding; protein kinase activity; ATP binding. Gene Ontology annotation, biological process: protein phosphorylation.